AUGAUGACGUGCCGUCUGCUGUGCGCCCUGUUGGUGCUUGCCCUGUGCUGCUGCUGCCCGUCCGUGUGCGUUUCAGAUUCUACGGAGGAAACUAUUGUUGUUGUUCUUGAGGAUGAAGAGCAGGGCGGCGGUAUGUCGCCUCCUCUACCACAGCCACCAACUGCUAAGCCGGAUGAAGCUAUUGUAGGCGCUCCCAGUCGACCCCCCCGUGCAACAGGAACACCACCUGUUCCCGGUCAGUCAGAUCCUUCAAAAAUGGGGUCCGUUGCAAAGCCGGGAGAUGAUGUCGGAGAGGGAUCAGGAUCUACCAGUACGGAAGAUCUGGGACCAAAUGGAGUGCCCAAUACGUUACAGGCAGAUGUUAAUAAGGAUACGACAGGGCCACCCAGUCACAAGAGACUAUCCGAGGAACGGGCAAAUAGUGAGUCUGAAGAUUCUACCGAGGAGACCACUACGACCACCACCACUACAACACAGGCACCAAGCACUACGACUACAGAGGCGCCAACUGCGAUGACCACCCGCGCACCGUCACGUCUUCGCGAAAUGGACGGCAGCCUCAGCAGCUCUGCGUGGGUGUGUGCCCCGCUGGUGCUCGCCGCAUCCGCGCUGGCGUACACCGCUGUGAACUGA
Messenger RNA from Trypanosoma cruzi, 633 nucleotides. RefSeq names its product mucin TcMUCII, putative. The transcript has a single exon. The record is from RefSeq and is a predicted model, not a curated record. NCBI's taxonomy places the organism in Eukaryota, Euglenozoa, Kinetoplastea, Trypanosomatida, Trypanosomatidae. Bases 1 to 633 code for a protein of 210 amino acids.